GUGAGAAGACCCUUGCUACGUGUUACUGGUUUUAAACUCGCCGCGAAGAGCGGCUAGUUUGGGUUGGCUGCCCAUGCUAGCACCACAAGCUAACGUCAAUCAGCUAACGUUAGCGUUUAUUCGCUUCUUUAAAAGCCCAGAUUUGUCGAAAUACCCUCUCCCAGCCCCCUUCCCCCUCUGUCAAAGCAUGGCUCAGGAGACCAAUCAGACGCAGGUGCCAAUGCUUUGCACUAUGGGCUGUGGUUUCUAUGGAAACCCCCGCACCAAUGGCAUGUGCUCUAUCUGCUACAAGGAACACCUGCAGAGACAACAGGGAGGGGGCCGGUCCAGCCCUCCAGGAGAGAAAGCUGCUACGUCACCAUCAGGAUCUCCAGGAUCAGCCGGUGUGAGCGUGGAGGCCACAACAGCAGAACUCAGUACAGAAGUAACAGGAACCCCACCUGAGGAACAACCAACUAGUCCCAGCUCUCCCAGCCCAGUAACUGAACAAAUGACAGCUAUGAGCAUCUCCCAAGACUCGGGGACCGUGGACUCUGAUCGAGUAGAGCCUAAGGAAGAAGAGGUGGAGGGUACGUCCAACAGCAUAGAGUCUGUGGGGGAGGGAGCACAAGCUUCUUCUGAUGGUGACCUAACUCCCGAUAAAAACAAGAAAAUAAACCGCUGCUUUUCUUGCCGUAAGAAAGUGGGCCUUACUGGUUUUGACUGUCGCUGCGGUAACCUGUUCUGUGCCAUUCAUCGUUACUCUGACAAACACGACUGUCCAUACGAUUACCGAAGUGCAGCUGCUGCGCGCAUACGCAAGGAGAACCCCAUUGUCGUGGCUGAGAAAAUUCAGAAGUUAUGAGGACUAAAGUGCAAUGAAAGGUCUCUCUGACUUUGUGAAUUUGAAGAAUAGCAACUUGGAUGGAAACACCUGAGAUCAUGGCUUCAUUUGUUCAUGGUAGUGUGAGGCGGGCGGGCGGGCUGGGUGGGUCGCAGCAAAAAGUCAGGACAUUUCCCUUACUAGCUUCUCCCUCUCUCUGUAGUUGUGUGUGUGUGUGCGUGCGUGUGUGUGUGUGUGUGUGUGAGUGAGAGAGUGUGAAAGUGAAAGUGUUUGGGAGUCAGAGAGAAAGCAGUAAAGGCCUGGUGGACAUUUGUGUUGCUGUGGGGAGGGAAGCCAUUUUAUUUUAACCCCCUUUUUUCUCUCAGUUUGAAGACAUUGUGAAUUGAAUUUUUGUCCAACACAUGUAGGUAGUUAAAUUUAUUUAAGCAUGAAAUGUGCCACAGCCCAACAAUGACAGGAAUAUACCAAAAGGGUCUAAAUUAGAAGAUAAUAAUUUCACAUAUUGGACUUUUUUUAAGGGCUUUAGAAAAUUUAAACUCUUUCUUAAACAAAUUCUGUUAAACUCCUAUUUCAUAGAUUUAGAUUUUGUUUUUAAUCUAUGGGUUAUGACACAUUGAACUUCAAAGGCUCAGCAUUUUUUCCGAUGUCUCUCUAUAUCAGCUUGUAAGGAAAUUAGGUGCAUGGAUAUUUUCUGAUCGGGAAGGGUGAGGUCGACGGAGAACCUUGACUUAACUUGCGUGAUUGAAUUCUCUUUUAUUUCCUUUUUGUUUUAAUGAGCGUAUGACAGAAGAUCUAUAUUAAUAUAUUCUAGUUAGCUUGAAUUGUGUGAUUGCAUUUUAUUUAUUUUAUAUGGUUUGGUUGGUCUGUGCUGGAGGAUUGGCGGCAUGUGUCAGCAAAUCGCUUAGAUUUACACUUUUCAUUUAUAUUUAAGUAGUUACAUCUUAAUCGUGUAAUCAUGGAAUUUAAAAAAAAAAAA
Austrofundulus limnaeus is the source of this 1799-nucleotide messenger RNA. Its product is annotated as AN1-type zinc finger protein 5. The record is from RefSeq and is a predicted model, not a curated record. Gene Ontology annotation, molecular function: DNA binding; zinc ion binding. Lineage: Eukaryota; Metazoa; Chordata; Actinopteri; Cyprinodontiformes; Rivulidae. Bases 74 to 844 code for a protein of 256 amino acids. The transcript is spliced from 6 exons.